Staurois parvus is the source of this 363-nucleotide messenger RNA. NCBI's taxonomy places the organism in Eukaryota, Metazoa, Chordata, Amphibia, Anura, Ranidae. The record is from the annotation of a GenBank genome assembly.
GACAGCAGCAAUGGGAGGCCGUACAGGGACCCAUGACACACUCUGGACCUGGCAGCAGCAUGAGGAGGCGGUACAGGGGCCCAUGGCAGAGUGGCAAAGCGUAAGCAGCUUAAAUUGAAGGCCAUACAGAGGCCUAUGUUAAAAAGUCCCCCCAGCAGCAGUGUGGGGAGACGACUAUCAAGAGUCCAAUUGCAGAGUGGCGGAGCAGAAGCAGAUUCAAUUGAAGAAGAAGAGGAUGAGGAUGAAGAAGAAGAAGAUGAGGAUGAAGAAGAAGAAGAGGAUGAGGAUGAAGAAGAAGAAGAAGAAGAAGAGGAUGAGGAAGAAGAAGAAGAGGAGGAUGAGGAUGAAGAAGAAGAAGAAGAA